CCGCGCCCCUUUACCACUCCAAUCCCCCUCGCUAUUCCCCCCACCCCCACUGUGUCUCUGUCCCUCCCCACUCCCAGGCAAGGCCGCGCUCAGCUCCGGCCGCCAUUUUAAGGCACGAUAGAAGUAAACAGAUUACCCCUUUCUCCUGCCUCAAACCGAGCCGCAUGCCCCGCGCUGGAAAAUUACUCACGAAACGCUGCAGCGGCGGCGUCGCGUUAAAAAUCCAGUGGUUUUGUUUGAAAAAAAACACCCAGCUUUCGCGCUUCCCCCUGGGAGAUGUAGUUCCGAGGACCGGAACUCGUACCCCGAGCCACUUCCUGUUAUUAUCACCAUGGCAACGGAGGAGGCCGCAGUAGCAGGAGGAGAGAAGCACCCUGCGACCGUGCUGCACUCCCGCUACUACAGCAGUCGGGAAGUGGCUGUCCAUAACACCAUGAAUGAUUUGUGGGUCUCCUACUUGGGAAAAGUCUAUGACCUGACCCCUUUAGCCGAACAGUUUAAAGGUGACAUUCUACUGAGACCCAUUUUAGAAGCAGCUGGACAAGAUAUCAGCCACUGGUUUGAUGAGAAGCGUAAAGAUAUACGCAUCAAGAUUGACCAGCUCACCAAUUGCCAGAAGUACCAUACUCCUCGUGGUCGCUUUGCUCACAUUCCACCCCUCAUGCCAAUGAGUGAUUGGUGUAAUGCCUUUGGGACGCCAUGGUGGAAAGAUCCAAAGUAUGAGGUUGGAUAUUUAACUGAAAAAACAAGAGAUAUCCGUAUUAUCAACACGCUAACAGGCCAAGAACAAGUGAUUGAGGUGUGCAGUGAGGAGACGGUGAAUGACAUUCUUGAGAGGUACCUGGAGUAUAAUGCACAUGCAGCCAGCUACACAUGGAAAUACGAUGGGGUACCUCUGAAAAUGGACAAGACGCUAGAGGAGAAUGGGAUUGUGGAUGAGGAUGAAACAUUCUAUGAUCUGCAGAUGGAGCCGGAUGACUAUCGCCAGUCCAUUCUGCUCUACUUCAAUGAUGACCUAACAGUGCUAUAGAGAGAGCUCCGACUUCACCAGAGGGAAAGCCUACAGUAUCUCCAACAAAUGCUGACUCUCACCCAUGACCCUGCUACUUGUAAUCAGAACGUUUUCAAGUUCACAAUAAAAUCAGCUUUUAUUAAAUGACUAUUUGAUUGAAUUAGCAGGUGAGGUCUGUCCAUCAGUUUCCUGCUGAUAACUCGAUCCCCUCAUCCUUCUGAUUUCUUGUUUUCUCAAUAGAUUUAUUGGAUGUGGGUGUCACUGGCUAGGCCAAGAUUUAUUGCCCAAAUUUCAGGUAUUGAAUAUUGAAUAUCGUUUAUUGUCACAUACACUCAAAAUAAAAUGCAGUGUAAAGUAUGCACCGUCGCUCGUACAUAAGCGCCAUUCACAGAAUAAAAUAAAGAAAGAUAACUUAAA
Rhincodon typus (whale shark) is the source of this 1429-nucleotide messenger RNA. RefSeq names its product cytochrome b5 domain-containing protein 1. The record is from RefSeq and is a predicted model, not a curated record. Bases 332 to 1030 code for a protein of 232 amino acids. The transcript is spliced from 4 exons. Lineage: Eukaryota; Metazoa; Chordata; Chondrichthyes; Orectolobiformes; Rhincodontidae.